Molecule: messenger RNA, 2048 nt
Organism: Myripristis murdjan (pinecone soldierfish)
Lineage: Eukaryota; Metazoa; Chordata; Actinopteri; Holocentriformes; Holocentridae
Product: glial fibrillary acidic protein
Exons: 13
Coding region: 1-1905 (634 amino acids)
Biological process (GO): intermediate filament organization
Cellular component (GO): intermediate filament; cytoplasm
Molecular function (GO): structural constituent of cytoskeleton
Source: RefSeq, a predicted model, not a curated record
AUGAGCCGCAGCCCGGAGAGGAUCUCGUCCUACCGCCGUCACUUUGAGGACAGCAGCAGCGCAUCCUACCAGGUCAGGGUGUCCAGCCCAUCCCCGGUCAGGAGGGAUGUCCGCCGUGCGUCUGCUGGCUACUCCCGCACCGCCGGGGCUGGCAGCAUGCGUGUCGAGUCAGUGGGACGUAGGACCAUCUCGGCUGGACGCAAAGCCCGCAUGGCUGGAGCCGGUGCCGGGGCUGUAGCGUGUGUUGGGUUUGGUGGAGAGCCGGCUAUUGAUCUGGAUGUGGCUGCAGCUGAGAACCAGGAAUUCCUCAGCACCCGCACCAGUGAAAGACAGGAGAUGAUUGUCCUCAAUGACAGACUGGCCAUAUAUAUCGACAAGGUUCGAUCACUUGAGCAGCAGAACAAGCUGUUGGAGACAGAGAUUGAGGCCUACCAGAACCGGUUCGAAAAGCCAACAGGUCUGCGCCUCCUAUAUGAAGAACAGCUGAGGGAGCUGAAAAAGAUUGCUGACCAGAUGAGAGUUCAGCGGGACAUUUCCUUGGUUGCUAGGGACUCCACAGCUGCUCGACUAGAGGCCAUCAAAAUCAAAUAUGAGGAGGCAGUUGAACUGAGGAGGAAAGCUGAGACUGAAAUUGAAAUCUUCCGUCCAGAUGUGGACAAAGCCACUUCUUCACGCAUUGCCUUGGAGAAACAGCUGGAACAGCUGGAAGUCGAAAUUGAAUUCCUGAAAAGGGUCCAUCAACAGGAAAUCGAUGAGCUCAUGAAACAGGUCUAUGCAGCUCACGUCUCAGCCGAAAGUGCAUAUGCAAUGCCUGAUCUAGCGGCUGCCUUGAAACAAAUUCAAACCCAAUAUGAUGACAUUGCGGCCAAAAAUCUCCAGGAAAUGGAUACAUGGUAUAAAAAUAAGUUUGAAGAUCUACAAUCCAAGACAACAAGGCAUGUGGAUAAAGUUCGAGGCAUCAGAGAAGAAAUAGCAGGCGCCAAAAAGGAUAUCCAAAAUAAAGAACGAGACGUCGAUGGCCUGAGGACCAAGAAUGAAGCUCUUGAGGCCCAGAUCCGAGAGACACAAGAAAAGUACAGGAAGGAACUGGAGGACCUGCAGGCACGGAUUGAGGCCCUGCAGCUUGAGCUGAAAUCCACCAAGGAGAAAAUUGCACUGCACCUGCGUGAGUACCAGGACCUCCUGAACAUCAAGAUGGCCCUGGAGAUUGAAAUUACAACUUACAGAAAGCUGAUCGAGGGAGAGGACUUGCGGCUCUCUGGAAUGAUGCAAACCAUUUCUCUUACCAGCGGCAGAUUGAGCGCCAUCGGUGCUGGGAUGGGGAUGGGUAUGGGUGGAGGAGGCCAGGGUGGUGCUGGUGGAAUAGGUGGCAGUUUGGUUGGUGGUGCUGGUGGUGUUGCAGGAAUGGGGAGUGGAGCAGGCAUGGGUGGGGGUGCUUCAGGGGGCAUAGGUGCAGGUCUAGGCAGUGCCCCUGGAGGAAUGGGUGCUGGUGCUGGGGGACUUGGAGGAGUAGGUGCUGGUGGUGGCAUGGGUGGUUCAGGUGGCAUGGGUGGCACUGGUAUGGGGGGGCAUGGCAGUCUAGGGGGAGGGAAGGGAGAAGGGAUGGGUGGAGGUGUAGGUAAGGGCCCUGGAAUAGCUGCUGCUGGAAUGGGUGGUGGUGUAGGAAUCGAGGGUAUGGGAGGAGUAGAGGGUGCAGGGGGAAUGGGUGAAGGUGCUGGAAUGGGAUAUGGAUCUAAUGGAUACGACGCCACCAUUGAGUCCUAUGCAGAGCAAGCUGUAGAGCUGACUGAGAGAAGGACGGUACUCAUUAGAACAGUUAAAAACGAGGACGAUGUGCUGGAGACGGACCACCAGGAACAGACCUACACCAUCACCGGUGCUGCCGAUGACUCUGACGCCGAUUGAGCAUGAAUUACCAUUUGACCUCCUCUCACCCUUAAAUCCCCACGCCCCUCUGAGCUUUGCACUGACCAAACCCCAUGUCUGGGCACUGGCCUUUGCCCUUUGACCUGGACAUGAAGACCAUGAAUGACCCAUUGCUACCAAGU